AUGAGCAACUUUGGAGGCGCCGGACUUGGGCAAAAGGUCCAGAAGCCGAAUCCGCCAGAGCGCGGCUCAUUCCCUCUCGACCACGACGGGGAAUGCAAGGACAUCAUGCUCUCGUAUCUCCGAUGCAUCAAGUCGCAUCGCGGCACCAAUGACCCCGAAUGCCGCGGCCUCUCCAAGUCAUACCUCUCUUGUCGCAUGGAUCGAAAUCUGAUGGCCCCGGAUUCGUUCAAGAACCUCGGCUUCGGCGAAGACAGCGACGGCCCCAACGCGGCUACCACAGCUGCAAAUGCAUCUCAGUCACCGCACCCCAACGGCCAAAACAAACCUCGCGGAGCCUAG
Messenger RNA from Alternaria viburni, 339 nucleotides. RefSeq names its product Cytochrome c oxidase assembly protein cox19 (gene COX19). The coding region runs from base 1 to 339 and encodes 112 amino acids. Gene Ontology annotation, biological process: mitochondrial respiratory chain complex IV assembly. The transcript has 4 exons. The record is from RefSeq and is a predicted model, not a curated record. Gene Ontology annotation, cellular component: mitochondrial intermembrane space. NCBI's taxonomy places the organism in Eukaryota, Fungi, Ascomycota, Dothideomycetes, Pleosporales, Pleosporaceae.